Molecule: messenger RNA, 963 nt
Organism: Sycon ciliatum
Lineage: Eukaryota; Metazoa; Porifera; Calcarea; Leucosolenida; Sycettidae
Product: myb-like protein AA
Exons: 5
Coding region: 1-900 (299 amino acids)
Source: RefSeq, a predicted model, not a curated record
AUGGUUUGGAGACCUCGCAGAAACCACGCAGCUGUUGGCCACUCCAGCUUACCAGAUCGACCCUGGCGUUAUGGAUUGGAUGCGCCAAACAUUGGCAUCAAUCCGGCGCUGUUUGAUGACCAUACAUAUGCAAGGUACAAAGGCUUGUUGGCACUUAUUGAGCGCCUACAGCAGCGUCAACAACAGCAGCAGCCGCAACAACAGCAGCCGCAGGCACAGCAGCCGAAACAACAGCAGCAGCAGCCGCAACAACAGCAGCAGACGAAAGAACAGCAGCAGCCGCAAGAGCCUCCCUGCCGCCAGCAACGACUGGCAGCAGUCUACAACAGUUACAGUAUGGUAAUACGCCAACGGCAUUUCUCCCCCAGGGGACCGAGUGGCAGAGCUGUAUACGCUGAUACGAGCUCUCCGUACUAUCGUCCUGGCAACAGACCGGUGCAGCAUGGUCACCCACCUUACUCUGGAUAUUCGGUGAAGGCACUGUCGGGACACCAGCGCAGUAGUCCUCCAGCGCAGUCUGGCGGUUCGCCACCGCAGUUGCAAGCAUCACCUGAAUCCCUGGAGCAACCCCAGGAGCAGCCAGAGCCAACGCACGAGCAACACCAUCAGCAGGAACAUCAAUUGCCUUCCUGGCCAGGCAUGGUGGACCUCAGUGACGCACCAUUUUCACUGAAUGCAGAUUUAGCAAUUCUACUCAAAACGGAACAUAGAUGUCCGGACGAAGAAGAGCUGGAUGAAUUGUGGCCGGACCUAUCACGUGAUGAGAAGAUAGUACGGGCUGCCAACCUGGACCAGAGAGCAGACAUUACCAUGGAAUUAUUUUCAGUGUUUAUGAAGAAAAGAGCACAACGCGAAGCAGAGUAUGAGAAAAAACGAAACGAGCAACUCACCCAGUUGUGAGGACAGUCCGACAUCACUGGCGAUGGUGAUAAUCAGCAAGAUCAGUACAUCAAUGGAGCACCU